Molecule: messenger RNA, 3696 nt
Organism: Capronia coronata CBS 617.96
Lineage: Eukaryota; Fungi; Ascomycota; Eurotiomycetes; Chaetothyriales; Herpotrichiellaceae
Exons: 1
Coding region: 1-3696 (1231 amino acids)
Biological process (GO): spliceosomal complex assembly
Cellular component (GO): catalytic step 2 spliceosome; U2-type prespliceosome; U2 snRNP
Molecular function (GO): mRNA binding
Source: RefSeq, a predicted model, not a curated record
AUGUCUGACGGUGAGUACACCCCAGAUCACUCUUCGCGAUGUCUACUGACUCUCUCUCAAGCCGACUUCGAUACCGUGAGGCGCCUGCAGGCAGAGCGCAACGCUCAGUCCGCUGGCAAGAAAGGUUCAAAGACUUUCGACCCAUCCAGUCAACGCACUGACUCAUCCACCAAGGCGUCUUUGACCGAUAACUUCGACAAUUCUCUCUACGAUCGAGAUGGCCCCGACAAGUUUGCGGGAUAUCACACCUCCCUCCCGGCCGAUGGCGACGACGACGAGAUGCCGGAUGCAGCUGAUACGAGGAGACUAGUUGGCCAAUAUACGGCCACGAAGGAUCAGAUCAAAGAAUUCGCUACGGGUGCUGGUGUGGAGGAGGAGGACAUUCUGCUUGGACGUGAGAAAUCUGCCAGGAUAGCAGAUCGUGAGACUGAUUACCAGAAGCGAAGGUUUGAGCGAGGUGCUCUUACUCCAACCAGAGCCGACCCCUUUGCUGCCAAUAAGCAUGCCGGAGUCACAGAAGGUGCUACAUAUCGCGAGGUCAUGCAACUGCAAGAGUUGGAGCGCGAAGAGGAGCGUGUCAAGAAACUCCUUGCCGAGAAGCAGGCAGAUGGUGACGCCCCGGAGCAUAAGCCCGUCCUCAAAGAAGAAGCCGACAAGGAAAAUUUGGACGCAGGAUCAACCGUCGAAGCGACGGGCCGAAAGCGCAAGAAGAGAUGGGACGUCUCCAGCGAAGACACUCCUGCACCGGACGGAGCAGAGCCGAAGAAGCGGUCCAGAUGGGAUCAAGCGCCAGCUCCUGAUGGUGCUCCCGCUCCGGCGAAACGUUCGCGAUGGGACCAAGCCCCGGCGUUGACUGCGGCCACUCCGGUUGGAAGUGCUGGUCUGGCAACGCCUAUGCAUCCUUCGCAGGUGGCACCCGUUGGCUUCGGCACCGACAUUUCUGGCCGGGGAGCUUCAUGGACAGACGAAGAGCUCGACAUGAUGCUUCCCUCGGAGGGCUACACGAUCUUAGAGCCUCCUCCCGGCUAUGCUCCCAUCAGGCCGGUUGCAAGAAAAGUCGCGGCCACUCCUGCAACAGCAGGUAAUGCCGCGGGUAUUGGAGGAUUUAUGAUGCAGGAGCCGGAGAACCCAAGAAUGCUGGGCAAGCAGUUACCAAGUGAAAUCCCUGGAGUGGGCGAUCUUCAAUUCUUCAAAGCCGAGGAUAUGGCCUAUUUCGGGAAACUGGUGGACGGCGCAGAUGAAAACGCCAUGUCGGUCGAAGAGUUGAAAGAACGCAAGAUCAUGCGGCUUCUGCUCAAGGUGAAGAACGGAACACCUCCGAUGCGGAAGACUGCCUUGCGACAGUUGACCGACAAUGCUCGACAAUUCGGUGCCGGGCCAUUAUUUAAUCAAAUCUUGCCCUUGCUCAUGGAGAAAUCCCUCGAGGACCAAGAGAGGCAUUUGCUCGUCAAGGUCAUCGACCGUGUGCUAUAUAAGCUUGACGAUUUGAUCAGACCUUACGUGCACAAGAUUCUGGUCGUCAUCGAACCCCUCCUUAUCGAUCAAGACUACUAUGCCCGCGUCGAAGGCCGGGAGAUCAUCUCGAAUCUCAGUAAAGCUGCCGGUUUGGCUCACAUGAUCAGUACCAUGAGACCCGAUAUCGAUCACGUUGAUGAGUAUGUCCGAAACACGACUGCCAGGGCAUUCGCGGUGGUGGCUUCAGCGUUGGGUAUUCCGGCGCUUCUACCUUUCUUGCGUGCGGUCUGUCGAAGCAAGAAGUCGUGGCAAGCCAGACACACUGGCGUCAAAAUUGUCCAACAAAUCCCCAUUCUCAUGGGUUGUGCAGUCCUGCCUCAUCUGAAAGGUUUGGUGGACUGCAUAGCAGACAACCUGAGUGAUGAACAAGCCAAAGUGAGAACGGUCACAGCAUUGGCAAUCGCUGCAUUGGCCGAGGCCGCAAACCCCUACGGUAUUGAAAGUUUCGAUGACAUCCUGAACCCUCUGUGGACUGGUGCGCGGAAACAACGAGGUAAAGGGUUGGCCGCCUUCUUGAAGGCCGUGGGCUAUAUCAUCCCUCUCAUGGACGAAGAAUAUGCCAACUACUAUACCAGUCAAAUCAUGGAGAUUCUUCUCCGAGAAUUUGCUUCUCCUGAUGAAGAGAUGAAGAAGGUUGUGUUGAAGGUCGUUUCGCAAUGCGCAAGCACCGACGGUGUCACGGCGGGAUACUUGAAAGAACAUGUCCUGGCGGAUUUCUUCAAGAGCUUCUGGGUCCGUCGGAUGGCGCUGGACAAGAGAAACUACCGUCAAGUGGUGGAAACCACUGUCGACCUGGGCCAAAAGGUGGGAGUCAGCGAGAUCGUCGAACGCAUUGUCAACAACCUCAAGGACGAGAGCGAGGCCUAUCGAAAGAUGACGGUGGAGACAAUUGAGAAAGUCAUUGCAUCUCUGGGUGCUGCAGACAUUGGAGAACGUCUGGAGGAACGACUGGUCGAUGGCAUGCUGUUUGCCUUCCAGGAACAGAGCAUCGAAGACAUCGUCAUGCUCAACGGGUUCGGAACGGUGGUGAACGCGCUCGGCACUCGCUGCAAGCCCUACCUUCCACAGAUCGUCAGUACCAUCCUGUGGCGGCUCAACAACAAGUCCGCCACCGUCCGUCAACAAGCCGCCGACCUGAUCUCCCGGAUCGCCAUGGUCAUGAAACAGUGCGGCGAGGAUGCGUUGAUGGGCAAACUGGGCAUCGUGCUCUACGAAUACCUGGGCGAGGAAUACCCCGAAGUGCUCGGCUCGAUCCUGGGUGCACUGAGAUCCAUUGUUACGGUUGUUGGCAUCAACCAAAUGCAGCCACCUAUCAGAGACCUGCUCCCUCGGCUGACGCCCAUUCUGCGAAACCGACAUGAAAAGGUCCAGGAGAACACCAUUGACCUAGUUGGCCGUAUCGCCGACCGUGGCCCCGAGGCAGUCAACGCGCGCGAGUGGAUGCGCAUCUGCUUUGAGCUGCUGGACAUGCUGAAGGCGCACAAGAAGGGCAUCCGUCGUGCGGCCAACAACACGUUUGGCUUCAUCGCCAAGGCCAUCGGGCCCCAGGACGUGUUGGUGACACUGCUCAACAACCUGCGCGUCCAAGAGCGUCAGUCGCGGGUCUGCACGGCCGUCGCCAUCGGCAUCGUCGCCGAGACCUGCGCGCCGUUCACAGUCCUCCCCGCCCUGAUGAACGAAUACCGCGUGCCGGAGCUCAACGUGCAGAACGGCGUGUUGAAAUCCCUGUCCUUCCUGUUCGAGUACAUUGGCGAAAUGGCCAAGGACUACGUCUACGCCGUGACGCCGCUGCUCGAAGACGCCCUCAUCGACCGCGACCAAGUGCACCGCCAAACGGCCGCGAGCGUGGUCAAGCACGUCGCGCUGGGCGUCGUCGGCCUCGGCUGCGAGGACGCCAUGGUGCACCUGCUGAACCUGCUGUAUCCCAACCUCUUCGAGACCAGCCCGCACGUCAUCGACCGCAUCAUCGAGGCCAUCGAGGCCAUCCGCAUGGCCGUCGGCACGGGAGUCGUCAUGAACUACGUCUGGGCCGGCCUGUUCCAUCCGGCCCGCAAGGUCCGCACCCCGUACUGGCGCCUGUACAAUGAUGCUUAUGUCCACAGCGCGGACAGCAUCGUGCCGUAUUAUCCAAAUAUGAAGGACCUAGGUCUGCCCAGAGACGAGCUGUACAUUACAAUCUGA